Messenger RNA from Cotesia glomerata, 4408 nucleotides. RefSeq names its product eukaryotic translation initiation factor 5B (gene eIF5B). The record is from RefSeq and is a predicted model, not a curated record. NCBI's taxonomy places the organism in Eukaryota, Metazoa, Arthropoda, Insecta, Hymenoptera, Braconidae. The transcript is spliced from 15 exons. Gene Ontology annotation, molecular function: GTP binding; translation initiation factor activity; GTPase activity. Bases 200 to 4303 code for a protein of 1367 amino acids.
AAUUUAAUAUUUUUUUCUGCUAUCAAUUCACCGAAAUUUAUUUAUAUAAUCGAGUAGUUGUCUUGUUAAAAUAAUUUGUGUUAUUUUUAACACGCAUGGUUAAAUACUUUUAUGAUUUAUUUUUCCGUACGCCAAGUGUCAAUAUCAGUUAAGACUUGAAGUUCAUUUUUUUUUAAUUAUUUUUAUUUAAUUAUUAAUAAUGGGUAAAGCUAAGAAAGGAAAACGUUCUGGUAAAGACAAUGAUAUGGAUAGUGAUGUUGAUAUUGAUGAGCAGUCGGUAGCAAGUCAAGAUUCCAAAACAAAGUCAUCAAAAUUAUCGGUUAAAGAUAAAAAGAAAAAGAAAGAUGAAAUUGAUGAUCUAGCUGAUGAUUUAGAAGAGCUAAAAAUGGAUAAAAGUAAAAAUAAAAAAGGUAAAAAAGGCAAUCGUAAAGCUUAUGAAGAUUCUGAUGAUGAGUCAAUCAGUUUAUCAAGUAAAAAUGUGCAAAAAGGCAAAGAUAAAAAGGAUAACGAGGAUACAGAUAGUGAUUCUGAAGUUAAAGUUAGUAAAGGAAAGAAAAAAAAUCAAAUAAAAAAAGGGUUUGCUGCAUUAAAUUUAGAUUCUGAUAAUGACAAUGAUGAGGAUAAUGAUAAUGAUGAUGAAGAAAAAGUUACGGCUAAGCCUAAAGGAAAAACAAAGAAAAAGAAAGGAAAGAAGGAUAAUGAUUUCGAUGAUUUUGAUGACGAUGAAAAUGAGCGUGUUAGUAUUAAAAUAGACGAGGAUGACGAUGAUGAUAGCGUAACAUCUGCAGCUAAGAAUAAAGUUAAUAACAAGAAAAAUAAAAAGAAAAAGGAUGAUGAUUUCGAUGAUGAUAACACCAAGGUAAAAGGCAAAACGAAAAAAGGAAAGAAAAAGUCUUUAUCUGACGAUGAAGAUGAUAUUAUUAGUAAAUCUUCCACAAAUAAACCAGUUACUAGUGUCUUUGCUUUAUUGAACGUGGAAGGUGAAGAUGAAAAUGAUGAUGAUGAUGAUGACGACAAUGACGAUAACGAUAAACGUUCUCAAAGUGAAGAUGAAGAAAAAGUUGUAAGCAAAGAAAGGCCUAAAGGUAAACAACAAAACCCGAAAAAUCAAAAUCAAGAAUCUGCGCAAAAUAAAAAAGGAAAAAAAGGAAAGAAAAAAAAUGACAGUGAUGAUGAAAUUGAAAGAGUUUUAGCAGAGUUAGAAAUGGAAUACUCAGGUAACAAAAAAGUCGAAGCUAAACCUGUUCAAGAUGACACUAAAACUGAAGAAGAUAAAGAUGGUAAAGAUGAGGGCGAAGAUAAAGAUGAUGAUAAGAAAAAGAAAAAGAAGAAAAAUAAAGCGAAAAGUAAAGAUGAUAAAGAAAAAGAUCAAGAGAUUUCAACAAAAGUUGAAGAAUCAAAAGCUGUUGCUGAUGAUGAAAAGGGUGAAGAUGAAAGUGGUACAGUAAAAACAGCUGCACAAAAGAAAAAAGAAAAAAAAGAACGUGAAAAGGCAAAAAAAUUAGCAUUGAAAAAAGGAGAACAGCCCAAAAAGCCACAAACAGAAUCUGAGCAACCCGAUGCUGAAUCAUCUCAACCUGUCGAAGCUGAUGAAGAGCUUGACGAUGAUUCAAAGAAGAAGAAGAAAUCAAAGGAAGAUUCUAAAGACAAAGGUAAAGGGCUUUCUAAAAAAACGCUGGCUCAAAUGCAGGCUACUCUGAAACAGUUGAAGGAGGAUGAAGAGCGUGCUAAGCGAGAAGAAGAAGAACGAAUUCGCCAGGAAGAAAUACGCGAGCAACUUCGUCUCAAGCAGCUUCAAGAGGAACAGGAACGUAAAGAAAGGAAAAAGUUGAAAGAAAAGCAACGAAAAGAGCGCUUGAAAGCUGAGGGUAAAUUAUUAACACCUAAACAGAAACAAGAACGUGCUCGUGCACAGGCGAUGCUUGACGCUCUUAAAGCUCAAGGUCAUGAAGUUCCUGAUAAAGGAGAAAAAAAAGCCCGUACUCGUCUUCCACUUGGUUCACGUCCGCGGCUUAAUAAAUUAAAUAAACAGUCUAGUCAGGAUAAUAAAACUGAUAAUGAUAAACAACAAGAAGAUAACAAUAAAAUUCAACAGCUUAAAGAUGACGACAAAGAGUCAUCUAAGAAUUCAAAUGAGCAGGUCCAGCUCGAGAUUGUCGAUUUACCAGCUAAAGUAAGUGAAGAUGUUGGAGAGAUUAAAGACUCAUGGGAUGUUGAUUCGAGUGAAAAUGAUGAAGAUGAUAAAUCUGAGGAAACAAAAGAACAAAAAUCUGCUAAAGUUGAUAAUAAAUCUACUAAAACAGUGUUCACUAAAAAAGCAGAUAGUGAGGAGAGUGAAGAGAGUAGUGAAAGUGGUGAUGAAUCUGAUGAUGACAAUGAUAGUGAUGAUAGUAGUGAUAGUAGUGAUGAUAACGAAGAUAGCAUUGAUGAUAAAAUGACAGACGCCGAAAAGAAAAGGGAAAGAGUGAAAAUAAGAAUCGCUAAUAGGCGUAUUGAAGCCGAAAAGAAAAAGACAAUAGAUAAUUUGCGUGCUGCAGUUGUUUGUGUACUUGGUCAUGUCGAUACUGGUAAAACUAAAAUUUUAGAUAAAUUAAGAAGGACUAAUGUUCAGGAUGGUGAAGCUGGUGGUAUUACACAACAAAUCGGAGCUACUAAUGUGCCUAUUGACGCUAUUAUUGAUAGUACCAAGCAUGUUAAAGGGAUUGCUGAUAAAAAAUUCAAACUACCAGGGUUAUUAAUAAUCGACACACCUGGGCACGAGUCAUUUAGUAAUUUACGUAACCGUGGAUCAUCUCUCUGUGAUAUUGCAAUAUUAGUUGUUGAUAUUAUGCAUGGAUUAGAGCCACAAACAGUCGAAAGUAUUGGUCUUUUAAAAGAAAAAAAGUGUCCAUUUGUUGUUGCCUUAAAUAAAAUAGAUAGGUUAUACGAUUGGCAAACAAUGAAUCGUAAAGAUAUACAAGAUAUAAUAAAAUCUCAAUCACAAAAUACACAGCUUGAAUUUGAAAGACGAACAAACGAAGUUAUAGGACAAUUCGCUGAAAAGGGAUUGAACGCUGCGUUGUUUUAUAAAAAUCCUGAUCCACGUAAUUAUGUGUCUCUUGUACCAACGAGCGCUAUAACUGGCGAGGGUAUGGGUAAUUUGUUAUCAUUGAUCGUUGAAUUUAGCCAAGGUCCAUUAGCUAAACGUUUAAUGUACAGCGAAGAAUUACAAGCAACUGUUUUAGAAGUUAAAGUAUUGCCUGGACUCGGUACAACAAUUGAUUGUAUUCUAGUCAACGGAUCACUGAGAGAAGGUGAUACGAUGAUUGUCGCUGGUACUGAUGGCCCUAUCGUUACUCAAAUCCGUUCAUUACUUAUGCCGCAACCACUUAAAGAAUUACGAGUUAAGAAUGCCUACAUCGAGUAUAGAGAAAUAAAAGCAGCUCAAGGUGUUAAAAUAGCAGCGAAAGAUUUAGAAAAAGCUAUUGCUGGAUUAAAUUUAUUAGUCGCUCAAAAACCCGAUGAAGUAGAUUUAUUGAAAGAAGAAAUAGCUAGAGAAUUAUCCAAAGCAUUAGGUAACAUAAAAUUAGCUGAACGUGGUGUAUUUGUUCAAGCAUCAACUUUAGGAGCUCUGGAAGCAUUGCUAGACUUUUUAAAAACCAGUAAAAUACCGUAUGCUGGAAUAAGAAUUGGUCCAGUAGUGAAAAAAGACGUAAUGAAAGCAUCUAUAAUGUUAGAGCAUAAUAGCCAAUACGCAACAAUUUUAGCAUUCGAUGUAAAAAUUGAACGUGACGCUCAAGAGCUCGCAGACUCAUUAGGUGUUAAAAUAUUCCAAGCGGAUAUAAUUUAUCAUUUAUUCGAUAAAUUUAUCGCCUAUCGAGAGGAACUGAAACAACGUAGAAGAGAGGAAUUCAAACAUAUUGCAGUGUUUCCGUGCAAAUUCCGAGUCUUACCUCAGCAUAUUUUUAACUCGCGUGAUCCAAUUGUUGUGGGUGUUAUGGUCGAAGCAGGAGUCAUUAGAGAAGGAACGCCUGUUUGUGUACCUAGUAAAGAAUUCAUUGACUUGGGCGUGGUUACAAGCAUACAGUACAAUCACAAGGACGUUGAGACGGCGCGUAAGGGCCAGGAGGUUUGUGUGAAAAUUGAACCGAUACCAGGUGAAGCACCCAAGAUGUAUGGACGACAUUUUGAUGAUAAGGAUAUGAUUGUCAGUAAGAUAAGCAGACAAAGUAUAGAUGCGUGUAAAGACUAUUUCCGAGAUGAUUUAUUGAAAAGCGACUGGCAAGUGAUGCUUGAACUCAAAAAGCUCUUUGAAAUUCUCUAAAAAUAUUUAUUGAUAAAAUCAAAUCCCCAUUGCUAACAUCAUUAAUAAAUAAAACAAAAAUUAGAGGAAAAAUAAAUAUAUAUAAAUUUAUAUGUAUGCCUCUAU